AGGCGAAGGGAGCAGAGCACUGGCACAGUAUGGCCAAAACCCCAACCCAUUCCGUUCCGCCCACCACUGUUUGAGCUUCCUCUCCUAGCCCCUUUGCCCACCCGCCGGAUCCCGUCGAACCAAACCCUAGCGACCGCUCGCCACCCGGGACGGCUCGCCGUCGUCGCCAUGCCGCGCCGCAGCCAGAGCAGUGCCCCCAUCGACCUCGACGAAGAGGAUGAGUGCAAGACCAAGCGUUCUCGAGCGAGUAUAAGGCCAGCACCGAAGGUGCCUGGGAGCUCAAAUCGCAUUGCAAGUAGCAGAAGGGACAAGGAAAAUCAAGACAAACUGGAUACCCAUAUCUUCGAUUUAUACAUGGAGAACCUUUGGAAGCGUACAGAUGAAGAUCAGAAGAAUGCUUGCGCAUAUUUGGAUCCUUUAUGGUUUAACAGUUACGUCAAUGGGGACAAAGAACAGAAAUCAAGAAUUCUUAGAUGGACAAAAAAAUUGAAAAUAUUUUCAAGAAAAUAUGUGUUUGUCCCUAUUGUUCGUUGGGGACAUUGGAACCUCCUUGUCCUAUGCCACUUUGACGAGACAGACUGCUCAGAUGCAAAAAAAGGACCACGAAUGCUUCUGCUGGAUUCACUUAACACAACAGAUCCGAAGAGGUUGGCACCUGAAAUCAGAGGAUUCAUUCGUGGUAUUUAUGAAAUCGAAGAGCGGGAGGAAAGUGUGCACUUCAUAAAAAAAAUCCGCCUUGAGUUUCCUAAGGUGCCACAGCAAAAUGGGGAGGAAUGUGGUAUAUAUGUUCUUUACUUCAUCCACUGUUUUCUUCAAAACGGAAAAUUGGCAGAAGUUCUUCAGAAUAAAACACUGGAAGAAGAUUUCAGCCAGCUGUUUGAUGAUGGCACGUUUGAUCCAGAGGAACUAGAGAACUUCCGCAAGGAUGUUCAUGCAUUCCAAGUGGAAAGGAGUACCGAAACCGGACAGUAGGGUGGAUUGUAGCAUUGUGCUGCAUAUAUGUAGUUAGUUAUUAUAAGGCAGUGGAAAAUUUCAUCUUUGCUGGUGGCGAAUUCUGAGGAACCUUGAAGGUCGUGGAGAAGCUGGUGGUAAUAUACAGCUUAUGCAGCCGAGAGAAUGCCGACUCCAUGGAGCUUCGUGGCAGUUAGCAGGUGUUAUAUGAUCUGUAUUGGAUUCUAGAAUUGUUGUGUAUGCAUCUUUUGUAUGAUACCAUGAGAGUUAUCUACUUUAUGGACUGGAAUGAUCUCAAUAGUCCCAAGUCUUAAGAUAGCAGCAUCACGUACAAUGCUUGCUAGGGGUCCAAAAAAGAAAGUAAGAACAAUGCUUGCAUAAUGAUUUUUUUUUUA
Triticum aestivum (bread wheat) is the source of this 1346-nucleotide messenger RNA. Its product is annotated as probable ubiquitin-like-specific protease 2B. Bases 169 to 972 code for a protein of 267 amino acids. The record is from RefSeq and is a predicted model, not a curated record. Gene Ontology annotation, biological process: proteolysis. NCBI's taxonomy places the organism in Eukaryota, Viridiplantae, Streptophyta, Magnoliopsida, Poales, Poaceae. Gene Ontology annotation, molecular function: cysteine-type peptidase activity. The transcript is spliced from 8 exons.